AUGCUCCGGGAGCCGCAGGGACUACGGCCGCACUUUUCCGCCAGCACAAGUAUGAGCAUCGACCGGAUGCCUUCACUCUGGGGGACUUCUCUCUGUCCUUUUGCGGAGCUGAGUCCCGCAGACAUCGGCCUGUACUCCAUGCUUCCUCACCACCACUACUGCGGAUCACAGGAGAGGCGCAUCUUUAGGCUCACCGUGGGUCCCCCGACUGCAGCCAAGGGCCCUCGACCACAACGCCCCCCAUCCAGAGGAAACGACCUGUCCUGA
Messenger RNA from Knipowitschia caucasica, 267 nucleotides. NCBI's taxonomy places the organism in Eukaryota, Metazoa, Chordata, Actinopteri, Gobiiformes, Gobiidae. The record is from the annotation of a GenBank genome assembly.